Messenger RNA from Lemur catta (Ring-tailed lemur), 2754 nucleotides. RefSeq names its product cyclin dependent kinase 10 (gene CDK10). The coding region runs from base 1155 to 2210 and encodes 351 amino acids. The record is from RefSeq and is a predicted model, not a curated record. Gene Ontology annotation, biological process: regulation of mitotic cell cycle; protein phosphorylation. Gene Ontology annotation, molecular function: cyclin-dependent protein serine/threonine kinase activity; ATP binding. Gene Ontology annotation, cellular component: nucleus. NCBI's taxonomy places the organism in Eukaryota, Metazoa, Chordata, Mammalia, Primates, Lemuridae. The transcript has 13 exons.
CCUCGGGUCGCUGAGUGGGCUGUACCGAGGUGGACAGGCGGUGGAGGGACGCAGGUUCGAGUUGUGGAAGCUGGAUUGUGUUUUAGCUGUUUGCUGAUGCUCUGGUAGGCCGAGUCACGGGUCCAGUGAGGCUCACUAACAGUGGCGUACAAGCAGCAGGAGCCACGCUUCCGUCCCGUGAUGGUCACUGUACGCCAUUCAGGCGUGCAGUAGGUGCUUGCUGAGUUACGGGCACUGUGUUGGACGCGGGGGUAAAGCAGCGAGUUGGAAAUCUGCUGUCACAGGGAGCUAAGACCCCCCCAGCCAAGGACAGUGCAGAGUGCACCGUGGUAGGUGCCUUAAGACGUAAAGUGUCAGGGAUUUUAGAGAAAGGAAUUGUUUUCAGCUGGGGGAGGGGCAGGAAGAUCUCAGUAGAAUGGGUGGCAUUUCUUUGGGGCCACAAAGUGUGUCCAGGAUUUGGACAGCCGGAGACGAGAAGGGGUAGCAUGCUAGGCUUGGAGCAGUGGAGUCAAGGAGGAGAGAAAGGGUACACAGGAAGCACAGGAGAGAGGGACGUGAGAAGGGGAGUUAAGGUGGGACAGGGAGGCCAAGGCGAGGUCAGGGAAGGGCGCCAGGCCGCGUGAUCCUGAUCUGGUUCCCCAGGUGUCAGGAAGUAACAAGACCUAGAGCAGGAUUGUCAGGGAAGCAGGGAAGCCAGGUGGGAGCUGUUAGAAUUCCAACCUUGCUGCAUAUACUUUCUAUUUUUUUAUUUUUGUGUAUUUAUUUUUUGAGACAGGGUUUUGCUUUAUCACCCAGGCUGGAGUGCAGUGGCGUCAUCAUAACUCACUGCGGCCUCAAACUCCUGGGCUCAAGUGAUCCUCCUUCCUCAGCCUCCCGAGUAGCUGGGACUACAGGUGUGCACCACCACACCUGGCUAAUUUUUCUAUUUUUUGUGGAGACGGAGUCUUGCUCGGGCUGGUCUCCAACUCCAGGCCAUAAACAGUCCUCCCUACUUGGCCUCCCAAAGUCUAGGAUUAUAUGCAUGAGCCACCUGCCUGGCCUGCAGGUACUUUUUAGAUGUAAAAGGAAGAGCUCAGUCAGCCCACCUAGAUGUGCAGCACGUUAAGAAAGUGUAUUCAAGUACGGGCUCUCUACUAGGACAGAGACCCCAAAAUAUGGUGACUCAGCUGGGACGAUGCCGGAGUGUGAAAGAGUUUGAGAAGCUGAACCGCAUAGGAGAGGGUACCUACGGCAUCGUGUAUCGGGCCCGGGACACCCAGACAGACGAGAUUGUCGCGCUGAAGAAGGUGCGGAUGGACAAGGAGAAGGAUGGCAUCCCCAUCAGCAGCCUGCGGGAGAUCACGCUGCUUCUUCGUCUUCACCAUCCGAACAUCGUGGAGCUGAAGGAGGUGGUUGUGGGGAACCACCUAGAGAGCAUCUUCCUGGUGAUGGGUUACUGCGAGCAGGACCUGGCCAGCCUCCUAGAGAACAUGCCGACGCCCUUCUCCGAGGCCCAGGUCAAGUGCAUCGUGCUGCAGGUGCUCCGGGGCCUUCAGUACCUGCACAGGAACUUCAUCAUCCACAGGGACCUGAAGGUCUCCAACUUGCUCAUGACCGAUAAGGGCUGCGUGAAGACAGCGGAUUUCGGCCUGGCCCGGGCUUAUGGCAUCCCAGUAAAACCAAUGACCCCCAAGGUGGUGACCCUCUGGCUGGGCUGGAGGGGCCAGAGGUGUGAGGUGGGGCACUCUGUGUCCAGGUACCGAGCCCCCGAGCUGCUGCUGGGAACCACCACCCAGACCACCAGCAUCGACAUGUGGGCCGUGGGCUGCAUCCUGGCCGAGCUGCUGGCCCACAAGCCCCUUCUCCCCGGCACUUCCGAGAUCCACCAGAUUGACCUGAUCGUGCAGCUGCUGGGGACACCCAGUGAGAACAUCUGGCCGGGCUUUUCCAAGCUGCCACUGGUCGGCCAGUACAGCCUGAGGAAGCAGCCGUACAACAACCUCAAGCACAAGUUCCCAUGGCUCUCGGAGGCCGGGCUGCGCCUGGUGAAUUUCCUCUUCAUGUACGACCCCAAGAAAAGGGCCACAGCUGGGGACUGCCUGGAGAGCUCGUACUUCAAGGAGAAGCCCCUCCCCUGCGAGCCAGAGCUCAUGCCCACCUUCCCCCACCACCGCAACAAGCGGGCCGCCUCGGCCGCAUCUGAGGGCCAGACCAAGCGCUGCAAGCCCUGACACUGAGCCCCGCACACACCUGCACCCCUCAGCCGGAUCGUUCAGUCAGCAGGGGACAGACGGUCCCUCAGGCCAGGCUGACCAGCCACCUGGGAUCCAGCUUGUCUCCUUGGCUAGGACAUCCUCCUCCAGCCAACACCACCACUCUCAUCUGCACCCACCGCCACCCCCAGAGACAGGCAAGGUGUGGCCGUGGGGCAAGGCAGGGGUGGGGGCUCCAAGCCUUCGCACCCCAGAAGGGCUGGGCCGGGUCUGGUAGAGUUUGAGACCCUCACUUCUCAGCAGGAACUGUGGGUGCAGCUCCAACUCUGUGAGCAUCCUGGAAACGCUGGUGGGUGCUGACCUGGGACUUGGGUCACCUCUUGGUCACCAGCAGCUGCCCAGGGUGGGGUGGGGGCCACAGUGGCAUGCCCCUGAGCACACCAGAAGGGGAGCUGGGCUGGAGGCCGAGCUGGGUCUGGCCCCCCCCAGAAGAGUGUGCACUUGGGUCUAAUGCUGAGGGAGGAGGACAGUGGGGUCCCCCCAGAUAAAAGCUUUCCUGACA